This is a messenger RNA of Ilex paraguariensis (yerba mate), 1937 nucleotides long. Lineage: Eukaryota; Viridiplantae; Streptophyta; Magnoliopsida; Aquifoliales; Aquifoliaceae. The record is from the annotation of a GenBank genome assembly.
GUAAUAGACCCACCUAUAUGGAAUGGAUAUGCCGACAUAACAGACCAUUGUGGACAUAGACGAUUUGCAUUCCUUGAGCCUUUUUCAUUCAAUGCAGAGCAGCCAUGGCCACAGUCUGUGAUGUUCAAAUCCACAUUAAUGGUCAAGAAACAUUCUUGCUGAAUGAGAAAAUCAUCACAAAAUUCUCGGAAAAUCUGAGGAAGAUCAUCAAGCAAGAAAAGCGAAGAACCCAGAUCAGGAAUUCUUGUAUUGACAUCAAUGAUUUUCCCGGAGGCCCGGAUGGGUUUGAAUUGGUUUCAAGAUUCUGUCACAAUAAUGGGACAAUCAAAAUCAGUGUAGCGAAUGUCUCUCUCCUCCAUUGCUGUGCAGUGUUUCUUGGAAUGACAGAGAAAGUUUCAUCUUGCAAUCUCUUGCAUCAAACUGAGAGCUUUCUUGAAGGAAUGUUUUACUGGUCUUGGAAUGACAUACUGACUUGCCUGAAGAGCUGUGAUUCUUUUCUCUCUCAUGCGGAUUCAUCUGGUCUUAUCCAAAAACUCAUGUCUUCACUUCUUGCAAAGGUUGCUCAGAAUUCAGAUAUACAUCUCUUUGCUUCAUCCUCUUCGUCUUCAUCUUCUCCAGAAACUGCAUCUGGGUUCACUCUCUCUUCAUCAACCCAAACUAAAACCAUUCCUGAACUUCUCAAAUCAUGUUCAUCAAGCAAAGCUUGGUGGUUUGAUGACCUGAUCAUUUUACCCCCAAAGAUUAUAGAAAGGUUUGUCAAGUCUUUUGGGGCUUAUGGGAGUAAUAAUAACCGUUUAGUCCUCACAAGAUUUCUCCUCCAUUACCUGAACAAUUGUGUUCAAUGCAAAGGUAAUUUGAAAAGUUCAAGGUCAGAGUAUACUGGUCUUGCCGAAACAGCUCUUUGUGGGGUGAUUUUGAUAAGAAAGACAGCAUUUUCUUGCAGGGGAAUGCUUUGGGUAUUGAGGAUUGUGUCUGGUUUUGGUGUUAACAAGGAUUGUAGAGCUGGGUUGGAGAAAUUGAUUGGUGGAAUGCUUGAUCAAGCAACACUGGAUGAUUUGAUGGUCUCUGGGGUUGAUGGGUGUUUUUAUGAUGUCAACCUAGUACUGAGAUUGAUUAGGUUGUUUGUUCAUAACGAUGAAGUAUCUGUACAGAAAAUGAAGAAAGUUGGUGGAUUAAUUGAUAAGUAUUUGGGAGAGAUAUCUCCAGACCAGAAAUUGAAGAUAUCAAAGUUCCUUGGAGUUGCAGUGAGUUUGCCGGAUUGUGCAAGAGACUGCUUUGAUGGGGUCUACAGAGCUAUUGAUAUGUAUCUUGAGUCCCACCCCACUGUAUCACCGGAAGACCGAUCUAGGUUAUGCAGAUGUCUAAAUUAUAAGAAGCUCAGUCUGGAAGCAUGCAAAGAUCUUGCAAAGAACCCUAGAAUCCCUCCGAGGAUAGCUGUCGAAGCACUUGCUGCCCAGCAUUCCAACAUAACUACCCAAGAUUAUGUCUAUGAAACUUUAAACACAAGCAGCACCCAUAGUGAGAGCUCUCCAGAAGAGAAUGAAGACAUGAGACUAAACCUCCAGAGAAUGCAGUGGAGGGUGGUGGAAUUGGAGAAGUUGUGUAGAAAGAUGAAAGGUCAGAUGUCUAGAGCAGCAGCAACGAGUAGUGUCAUGAUUGCUCCUUCCCACAGCACAGCAUUGCCCAGACUGUACUGCUGAGUCUGCUUACUCUUUCUCUCACUCUCUGACCCCCACAUACGUAUACUAUAUUGGCCUUUUCUUGUAUUUUUCAGUCAGUUUUUGGAGGCAAAAACUUAUUUUUUUUUUAAUUUUUUGGAAGUCCAUGGGAUUUGUUUUUAUUUAGGAAAAUGUGCAGUCAAUCAGUCAUAUAUGCGGGGACGGAGCCAAAAAAUUAUUUAUGGGUGAGCUCUUUACCAACACUAAAUUAACAAAGGA